AUGAGAUUCAAAAAAAGAAGGGGAAAAACUGAAAAAGCUAAUUAAUGUUCAUCAUCGAUAGAAGUAGAGCAAGUCCGUGUCUGUUUUCUUUCCAGUUCCUUCAGUUUUCCCAAAUCCCAUCACAAACAGCGGCCGAGAGAAUUCAUUUCGCGACAUGACGAACGGUGCAUGAAAGGGGAGAAGAGAACUUGUACGAGCUUAGAUCGUGGUUGAUUCAAUGUAUUUCUCUUCCGUCGUCUCUGUUAAUUUCUUCGUUCUCAUUUACACGCAUUCUCUGCGUGUUUUGCGCUGAUUGCUGGAUUUCUCAAAACUCAAAAAGGGUAUUGGAUUGGAUUUUAGGGUUUAUGAUGCGUUGUUGUUCACUGGAAAGUCGGAUACAGCCGUUGUUACGCGAUUAUGACAAGCUUCAAUAUUUUGCUGUGAUUCUCAUUUAUGUUCAAAUUGGUUGUGCGUUGGUUGGAUCUCUCGGGGCACUGUACAACGGUGUGUUGCUGAUUAAUUUGGCAAUAGCUUUAUUCGCUCUUGUGGCAAUUGAGAGUAGCAGCCAAAGCCUUGGUCGAACCUAUGCUGUUCUUCUCUUCUGUGCAAUUUUACUGGACAUAUCGUGGUUCAUUCUUUUUUGGAACGAUAUAUGGAACAUUUCUUCCAAUAAUUAUGGAGUUCUUGUUAUUUUUUCUGUGAAACUCACUCUUUCAAUGCAAAUUGUUGGAUUUUCUGUGAGGCUGUCAUCCUCGUUAUUAUGGAUUCAAAUGUACAGAUUGGGCAUUUCAAAUGUAGACGGUGCUGUUUCUUGUGAAGCAGAUUUUGAUUUAAGGAAUCGUUUUUUGAAUCCGGCAACUCCUGCUGUAGUCAGGCAGCCCUCAGACUCUGAUGACAUUAUAGGAGGCUCCAUAUAUGAUCCAGCUUACUACUCAUCUCUUUUUGAAGGUGGUCAAGACAAUGGAUGUUGGAAUAGGGAUCACAAUCAUGGUAUUGGGGAUGGUGGGUCCACAUCUGCUGUUGAGGCUUGUCAAUUGAAGUUAUCCCUAGGAAGAUCUUUUCAGGCUUUUGAUGAUCAAUUCAGGUAAAAAACAUGGUCAUAUGAAGCUUCAUGCAACUCGGCGCGUGGGGUUGACAUUGCCUGCUUUUGACCAGCGCGUGACGGCAGCUCCAGGAUGGGAUUAGGGGUUGGCAGAUCAGUGUCUGUGUCACUUUGGUGUUGGUUUUUCAAUAUCUGAAGGGGUAUUGGUGUUCUUGAGCUGGCAGUCUUGUCUAGGUAAUUUUUGGCAACUGCUGGAUAAUUUUCAGGCCUGUGAUGGUGCUAGCAAUUCUCCUAUGAUGGUAGACAUGCAGAGGGAUUUAGGGUUUUAGUUUCAGUUUGAUGGUGGCUAUGGAACCUAGGGUUUAGGUACUCUGGUAUCAUGUCAAGAUUAUUGUGUAAAUUGGGAGACAUAAUCACAGUGACAGGCCUAUCCCACUAUUUAUAAUAUAUGCCCAAGUACAUAAAUGACCACAAA
Messenger RNA from Malania oleifera, 1496 nucleotides. RefSeq lists its product as uncharacterized. The record is from RefSeq and is a predicted model, not a curated record. The transcript is spliced from 5 exons. The coding region runs from base 345 to 1067 and encodes 240 amino acids. Lineage: Eukaryota; Viridiplantae; Streptophyta; Magnoliopsida; Santalales; Ximeniaceae.